Messenger RNA from Cajanus cajan (pigeon pea), 1369 nucleotides. Its product is annotated as phytochrome-interacting ankyrin-repeat protein 1. Lineage: Eukaryota; Viridiplantae; Streptophyta; Magnoliopsida; Fabales; Fabaceae. Gene Ontology annotation, molecular function: protein binding; ubiquitin-protein transferase activity. Gene Ontology annotation, cellular component: BRCA1-BARD1 complex; BRCA1-A complex. Gene Ontology annotation, biological process: protein K6-linked ubiquitination. The record is from RefSeq and is a predicted model, not a curated record.
AGAAAAUAGAGUUGGUAUUAUUCCACUAGCGAGAGAUUCAUCUUUUCUGCUGUGCUAGGGUUUCAUUCAUUCAUCAAAUUCACAGCAUCCUCCAUCUCCGUCCCAAUGAAACCGGGCUUCAUCUGAUUCCCAUUCCCAACGCUUCUUCUUCUUCUUAUCCUCUUCCCUCUCAUUCUCUUCCAAUCCAAUUCAAUUAUGAUUAUCAUCAACUCUAUCUUCGUCGCGCACAACCUUCGCGUCUUCGGUCCCGGCUUGAAUCCCUUCUCACCCUAUUGCGUCGCCAAUCAUUCCCUUCUCUCUCGCUAAAUAUUUCCCCUGCCUCUGCUCUUCCUCCUUCUCCCUCUCGGAGCAUGUAAAUUCGGAGGACGCUGUUUUAGAUUCGCUCUCUAUUUUGGGGGUUAGCUUCAAUACGAAAUCGUCACCCGACACUUUUCGGUUUGCGUCGUUUUGCUUUUCUUUGUCGUCGUUUGUUGGUUCCUGAGAAACACCAUGCUCGAAGAACGGCCCGUUUUGUUCAGGAGGAGCCCUUCCCGGAGGCGCUUGAGACCUGGGUGUGAUACCGAUGAUAGGGGUUGGACUUCGCUUCAUGUUUUCGCUAGAAAAGGCGAUCUCAAGCUGGUUAAAAAACUUCUCAAUGAAGGAAUGGAUGUCAAUGUAUCUGCAUGGGGCCCUAAAUCAAAAGGGGUGACCCCUCUCCACCUUGCUGCCGAAGGUGGUCACAUUGGAGUGAUGGAUGUACUGCUUGAACGUGGUGCUGACAUUGAUGCCAGAACUAAGGGUGCUUGUGGCUGGACGCCACUCCACAUUGCAGCCAAAGAAAGGAGAAGGGAUGCUGUGAAAUUCUUGAUAGAGAAUGGAGCCUUCUUGCCACCGGAUAUCAAUGAUAGCAGAUUCAACCCUCCUCUUCAUUAUUGCCCCGGUCUAGAAUGGGCCUAUGAGGAGAUGAUGAUACUUCGACGGAAAGACUUGUCUGCUGGAGACACAUCUUACAGCUCUGAAAGUUAGUUUGCAUUUCAGGGAUUUGGUUGGUGUUUGAUAGUGUUUGGAUGCUCGUUAGAGGAGAACGAUGCGUGUCAGGUCAAGGUUGAUAUAUAAGUAGCUUCUGCGUCACUUUUAUAAAUUUGACGUGAAAAUUUGAACGUGCCUUCAGGAAUCGUAUCCAGACAAACACGGAAUCUGUAUUCUGGGAAUGAAUGUAGAAUUGAAAUAAAACAACAAACUAUGCGCGAGUUGCUUAAUGUAUUGGGAUGUGUUGCUUACUGAUUUUAGUAUGUUUGAAGCUCUUGUUUAUGUACGAUCGCUAAUGCGAUAUGUUGUGUUUGUUGAUGCUGUCAUUUGUGCUGUGGGUGCGCUCACAAUGCUUUGUCUC